Impatiens glandulifera is the source of this 1469-nucleotide messenger RNA. RefSeq names its product aluminum-activated malate transporter 10. The record is from RefSeq and is a predicted model, not a curated record. The transcript is spliced from 6 exons. NCBI's taxonomy places the organism in Eukaryota, Viridiplantae, Streptophyta, Magnoliopsida, Ericales, Balsaminaceae. The coding region runs from base 45 to 1469 and encodes 474 amino acids. Gene Ontology annotation, cellular component: plant-type vacuole membrane. Gene Ontology annotation, biological process: malate transport.
UCGAAAAAGAAUCUAACCGCCGUAAUAUCGAAUGGAGAGUGACCAUGCCCGACGGUGGGUCGAAACCAUUGGUUGUUGAAUCGGGAUUCAUGAACAAGCUCAAGAGCUUUUUCAUAACAUGCAUAUUCUCGAAAAUUUUAAAUUUUCUUGACAAGGCUUGGAAAUUGGCAGUUUCCGAGCCGAAGAUGGUCUUCCAUUGUCUCAAAGUUGGACUCGCUCUUUCGUUUGUUUCCUUCUUCUACUACAUGAGGCCACUCUAUGAUGGUGUUGGCGGGAAUGCCAUGUGGGCGGUUAUGACUGUCGUGGUUGUUUUUGAGUACACGGCCGGUGCUACUUUGUGCAAGUGUGUAAAUAGAGUGAUGGGUACGUUUCUUGCCGGAGGACUUGGCAUUGGUGUUCAUUGGGUCGCUACUCAAUCCGGUCCAAAGUUUGAGCCGAUAAUUCUUGGGAUAUCGGUUUUUAUCCUAGCUUUCUCGGCUACUUUCUCGAGAUUCAUCCCAUCAAUCAAGGCGAGGUUCGACUACGGAGCUGCGAUAUUUAUCUUGACGUUUUGCUUGGUGACAGUGUCUGGAUAUCGGGUGGAGAAACUUUUUGAACUUGCCCAUGAAAGGCUGGCUACCAUUGCUAUUGGAACAUCAAUUUGCAUACUCAUUAGCCUCCUCUUAUUUCCUGUUUGGGCUGGAACAGAGCUUCAUCUUCUCAUUUGUAACAACCUCGAAAAACUUGCAGAUUCUUUACAUGGUUGUGUAGAAGAUUAUUUUGAAAUAGAGAAAAAUGAUAACGAUGAAAAAGAAGACGAAGAAAUGAUUAAUAAGAAGUUGAAUGGAUACAAGUGCGUGCUUAAUUCGAAGGCAACCGAAGAAACCAUGGCCAAUUUCGCGAGAUGGGAACCGGCACAUGGGAAUUUCAACUUCCGUCAUCCAUGGAAACAAUACAUUAAAGUCGGGGCUCUAAUGCGAAGUUGUGCUUAUUGUAUCGAGUCUCUCAAUGGUUGCGUUGAUCAAGAGAUUCAGGCACCCGAAGUCCUAAAGGAGCAAUUUCGCGAGGUGUGCAUGAAAUUGAGCUCGGAAUGUUCCAAUGUCCUAAAGGAACUAGCCUUCACCAUGAAGACAAUGACAAAAUCAUUAAAAGUAGAUAUUAUGGUGGCAGAUAUGAAUUUCGCGGUUCAAGAUCUUCACAACACUUUAAAGACAAUUCCCAUUUUACCCUCGGCCACAAUAACAAAAUCCCUCGGGAUUCCUCUCGUUCAGGUACUUCCGAUAGCGACGACAAUUUCCUUGUUGACCGAGCUAACAUCGAGGAUAGAAGAACUCGCGGACGCAUUAAACCAACUAGCCAUAAUGGCCGACUUUAGUGAUGUUGAAGAUGAAGAUAAAGGAAUGUUUGAAGAGGAGGGUCACCAUAAUAUUAUUAUUAGUAAUGGGAAUUCACAAGAUAAUGAAAUAAUUAAGAAAACCAUACAAAAUUGA